This is a messenger RNA of Paraphaeosphaeria sporulosa, 2425 nucleotides long. Its product is annotated as NADH-quinone oxidoreductase. Lineage: Eukaryota; Fungi; Ascomycota; Dothideomycetes; Pleosporales; Didymosphaeriaceae. The transcript is spliced from 5 exons. Gene Ontology annotation, biological process: ATP synthesis coupled electron transport. The coding region runs from base 60 to 2309 and encodes 749 amino acids. Gene Ontology annotation, molecular function: NADH dehydrogenase (ubiquinone) activity; iron-sulfur cluster binding. Gene Ontology annotation, cellular component: membrane. The record is from RefSeq and is a predicted model, not a curated record.
CCUCAUCAUCGAAGAGCUCGGCAAGCAUCUCCCCCAUCGCCCAUUGCUCUCGCCACACGAUGCUUCGGCAACAAUUGAUCCGCUCGCUGAAGCGACCUGCGGUGAAGGCAGGCUUCAAUGGCUCAAGGCCCUUUACUGCCUCUGCCCGCCGGCCAGCAGAGGUGGAGAUCACUGUCGAUGGAAAGAAGGUGUCAAUCGAAGCCGGAUCGGCCCUCAUUCAGGCAUGCGAGAAAGCCGGCUCGACCGUCCCCCGAUACUGCUACCACGAGAAGCUCAUGAUUGCCGGAAACUGUCGUAUGUGUCUGGUUGAGGUGGAGCGGGCUCCCAAACCUGUGGCAUCCUGCGCGUGGCCGGUACAGCCAGGGAUGGUCGUGAAGACGGAUUCGCCGCUCGUCCACAAGGCGCGCGAGGGUGUCAUGGAGUUCCUCCUUGCCAACCACCCGCUGGACUGCCCUAUUUGCGACCAGGGAGGCGAGUGCGAUCUCCAGGAUCAAUCCAUGCGAUACGGCGCGGAUCGCGGACGUUUCCACGAAAUUGGUGGCAAGCGUGCUGUUGAAGACAAGAACAUUGGGCCUUUGAUCAAGACCUCAAUGAACAGGUGCAUUCACUGCACCCGUUGCGUCCGAUUCUCCAACGACGUAGCCGGUGCACCUGAGAUGGGCUCUACUGGCCGUGGCAACGACCUCCAGAUUGGUACCUACCUCGAGACCGCCCUUGACACUGAGCUUUCCGGAAAUGUUAUCGAUCUUUGCCCUGUUGGUGCUCUGCUCUCAAAGCCGUACGCCUUCAAGGCCCGUCCCUGGGAGCUGUACCACACCGAGACCGUGGAUGUCCUUGAUGGCCUGGGCUCUAACAUUCGCGUCGACGCUCGCGGUAUUCAGGUCAUGCGCAUUCUUCCCCGCUUGAACGACGACGUCAACGAGGAGUGGAUCAACGACAAGACUCGUUUCGCAUGCGAUGCUCUCAGCACACAGCGAUUGGUCAACCCUCUUAUCCGUGAAGGUGACCAGUUCAAGCCCACAUCCUGGGAACAAGCCCUUGUCGAGAUUGGCGAGGCAUACAAGAGGAUCGCACCCAAGGGCAACGAGUUCAAGGCUGUCACAGGUCACUUGGUCGAGACUGAGACUCUCGUAGCGAUGAAGGACCUGGCUAACAAGCUUGGCUCUGACAACCUUGCUCUUGAUCAGCCGGGUGGCAGCGAGCCGGUCGCACACGGUAUCGACGUACGCUCCAACUACUCGUUCAACUCUAAGAUCUACGGUGUCGAAGAGGCCGAUGCUAUUCUCCUUAUUGGCACCAACCCCCGACACGAGGCCGCUGUUCUCAACGCUCGUAUCAGGAAGCAGUGGCUGAGGUCUGACUUGGAGGUCGGACUCAUCGGUGAGGACUUCGAGAGCACCUUCGAGUACCAGAACCUCGGCGCAUCUGCAACUGACCUCAAGAGUGCCUUCUCUGGAGAGUUCGGCAAGAAGCUGCAGUCCGCUAAGAAGCCCAUGAUCAUCGUUGGCAGUGCGGUUACUGAGCACGCCGAUGCGAAGUCAAUCUUUGAGCAGGUCGGCGCUUUCAUCGAGAAGAACAAGGCCACCUUCCAGACACCCGAGUGGAACGGUUACAACAUUCUCCAGCGAACCGCUUCCCGAACGGGUGCCUACGACGUUGGUUUCACUGUUCCAUCGCCUGAGGUUGCCAACACUACUCCCAAGUUCGUCUGGCUUUUGGGUGCGGACGAGAUCAACGAGGCAGAGAUCCCCAAGGAUGCCUUCGUUGUCUACCAGGGCCAUCACGGUGACAAGGCUGCACAGCUUGCCGAUGUUGUGCUCCCAGGUGCCGCAUAUACCGAGAAGUCCGUCACUUACGUCAACACUGAAGGACGAGUACAGAUGAGCCGUGCUGCUGUUGGUCUGCCCGGUGCUUCACGAGAAGACUGGAAGAUCAUCCGAGCUGCUUCAGAGUACCUCGGUGCUGAGCUACCAUACGAUGAUGUCGAGCAACUGCGGGACCGCAUGGAGGAGAUCUCCCCAGCCCUGCGAAAGUACGACGUUGUUGAGCCUGUCUCACUGCCCGGCCUCAGCAAGGUCCAGCUUGUAGACCAGAACAAGGGAGCCAAGGCGUCGGGCGAGCCGCUCAAGAAAGCGAUUGAAAACUUCUACUUCACAGACUCCAUCUCAAGAAAUUCACCAACAAUGGCGCGAUGCUCAGCAGCAAAGGCGCAGAAGAUUGCCAAGACCAACUUCAUGGCGCCUGGAUACCCAGAACCUCAGGUCGGGUACGGACCACAAACGCCACAAGAGGGAGCGUUGGCGGCGUGAAGGGCUCGUAUCGUUUAGUUAGAGUUGAGAAAGCGGACUUGUACAUAGGCUCACGCGCGGGUUUGAAUUUUCCUUUUGUGAAAGCAUGCAGGAUGUAGAGUGUAUGAGAAUACCAU